This is a messenger RNA of Epinephelus moara (kelp grouper), 4690 nucleotides long. Its product is annotated as olfactory receptor 13C4-like. The coding region runs from base 2138 to 3082 and encodes 314 amino acids. Lineage: Eukaryota; Metazoa; Chordata; Actinopteri; Perciformes; Serranidae. The transcript has a single exon. Gene Ontology annotation, molecular function: olfactory receptor activity; G protein-coupled receptor activity. The record is from RefSeq and is a predicted model, not a curated record. Gene Ontology annotation, biological process: G protein-coupled receptor signaling pathway. Gene Ontology annotation, cellular component: membrane.
GAAGAAGCAGCGGAUCUGUCGGGCAGCUGAGUGAAGUGGAGCCUCAGGAGGAAGCACCUGUUAGCCCUGGUUUCACUACAGGCAGAUUCACUCGCUACAGUGGCGAGGAAAUAAAACCUGAACAGCCAAUCAGAGAAUCACAAAUUUGAGUUUUCGCAUUUUAGCUUUUGUAUUUGGGAGGGAGUUGUCCAUCUUUAUGAAUAUUUUUGGAGUGUCUCAGACCAGCAAUGUUUAACUUACAGUUCUUGUGCCAAACUAACCAUUUCCAAUUCACAAAAUCCAAGAAAUUCCCUUGCGUACACGUAACCUGUGAUGGGCAGCUGCGACUGGCAGCGGGCAAAGUGGCUCCUGGACAGAGCAAGUUGAGUAUCCCUGUCUUAGACCAUAGGAAUAACAUACAUGAAUUUUGAAAAUGGGCAUACCCCUUUAAUUAAACAGCAGCAUUUCAAGUUCCACCAACCCAAAACAAAAGUGUUUACCUCUGUAUGUCUACCAAGUGGAGAGGCACAUAUGCAAAAGUGGGACAAUGUUGAAUAUCGUAGAAAAAGAAAGACCAAGAUAACUUUUACGUGAAACAAGACAUUUAAUGUAUUUUGAAAAGGCUGCCAAUGUUGCAAGCUAUAGAGCAUUUUACACCCCAAAAAAGAGAGCGAUGAAUAAACUCAUAAUUAUAAAAUUUCCUAUAAAUUAUCAAUACCCUGUUAAUGAAAUGGAUUAAGUGAACAAAGUUGCAUUCAUUUUGGCGAAACACUCUGUAAAACUUACGUACUUUCGAAUAAUGCUUGUGUGCAAGAAAAGCUCAUCUGAAUUCAAGAGCAAAGUGUUGCAGACCUGCUUACCACACACUGUUUCAUUUGACUGUUUCACUGGGCCCCCGUCCGCCAGUACCAGACCCGCCAACUUCAACAAUCAUUCAAUUUUCAAAAUAAAACCAAAUAUGAAAAAACAAAAUAAUGACUUGUGACAUAUAUACAUAUAUAUGUAUAUGUAUAUACAUAUAUAUAUAUAUAUAUCUAUAUAUAUAUAUAGCGCACAUGUGUUAAUCAACAGUCCCUUUAUGAGGGGAGCAAGGGAAGAACAUUUAAUAAAUCCCUGGGGGGUGGGAGUGGCAGUGGCAGAAAUCUGAGAGCAGAAAUUCUGCGAGCGCACAGAAGCAGUUUGAGCGUGAGGAGAAAAGCUGAAGCUCGAGCAGGAAAUCUGUGCGAGCAACAUGGCAUCUGAGUGCGACCACAGAGUUUGAGCAGAAACAGAGUAGAUCUAACCGCAAGCAGAGGCUAUUUGAGUUUGAGGGACAAUAUUAUAAAAUGUGAACAUGAAAUCAAUAAAUAAUGCUCUCAAACUGAUUUACCACUCUCUUGAAUAAAGAACCUCGAGCCUCCUUUAUUUAUUUACUUUUUGCCUUUAUUCACUGAUGUAACGUUUUUGUCCCGAUAUUUUGUGUGAUAUCAAUAAUAAUAACAAUAAUAAUUUAAAAAAAAAAAAAAAAAACUUGGCUUCCGGGUCAUGCAAUGUGCGAGAGAUGAAAAUAUUGAAAGUGUAUAAAAGGCCCGAAUCCCAGCCCGUUAUCCGUUUUUUCCAUUUUCCAUUUAAACAGAAAAUCGGAAAUCGGAAAACGUGCCCGGGUCCUUAUCCGUUUUUUCAUUUUGGUUGUGGAAACAAAUAUUGAAAAAAACAAGUCAUUACUUUGUUUUUUCAUAUUUUGAUUUGUUUUGAAAAACGAAUGAACAAAUGAUACACGGAUUCCCUUUGACUAGCAGACAUGCAGAGGCAGUUCAUGCAUGAAUCUGGAUUAUCACGAGCAGCCACUGCAUCCUGAAAACCUGAAAAAAAUGUUUUCUGACUUGUUUUUCAGUUGUUUUGUUUUGAUUGUUUUCCAGUUUGGAUGAAAUUAUUAAAUGAUUAGAUCAUGUACCCGACUGCCUCAUAUCUGACUGGAGGUUUGAAGUCCCUUGUUGGCAACAUCAUUGAGAGUUACUGCCAAGGGAUUAUAUAAACAACUAGAGACACACAAUCUAACUGAAUGGGUGGACACAGAACUAACUGCACCUAUUUCCUGUUUCUCUAAAGUAAGUUAUGCUAAUGUCUUACCUGUGCAGUAUUAAAAUGACAUCUGCAAAACAAUGAACCGUAAUGUUUGAUGAUGGAUAAUGUUUCAAUAAUUACUAUGUUUACUUUAUCAGGGUUAAAUGGGACAUCAAAUUACAGAAUCACUCUCUUUGCUCUCACUCUGUUGUGUUACUGUGUGAUUUUGCUGGUAAAUUUAACUAUUAUUUUAACAAUUAUUGUGGACAGAAAACUUCAUGAGCCUAUGCAUAUAUUCUUGUGUAAUCUGUGUAUUAAUGGACUUUAUGGAACAGCAGGCUUUUACCCCAAAUUCCUCAUGGAUCUUCUGUCUACCACUCAUGUCAUCUCUUAUGCUGGAUGCCUUCUGCAGGGUUUCGUGUUGCACUCUUCUGCUAGUGCUGACUUCUCUUUUCUAGCUCUAAUGGCUUAUGACAGAUACGUGGCUAUAUGUCGUCCUCUGGUGUACCACUCUGUGAUGACCAAACAGAGAGUGUGUGUGUUUGUGUUUUUUGCUUGGCUUGUUCCGUGUUAUCUGUUGUUCAUGAGCACAAUAACAACAUCACUGUCGAGGUUAUGUGGCUCACACAUACCAAAGAUUUACUGUGUUAAUUUCUUAGUUUCUAAACUAACUUGUUCUGCCUCCAUAGCAAGCGUUAUUAUUCCAGCUUUUAAUUAUACUUUUUAUUUUGGCCAUUGUAUGUUUGUUGCCUGGUCUUAUAUAUAUAUGAUCAAAACAUGCACAACAUCCAGAGAGAACAGGAGUAAAUUUAUGCAGACAUGUGUGCCACAUUUAUUCGCUUUAACAGUUGUUGUUGCAUCUUUGCUUUUUGAUUUGUUGUACAUGCGAUUUGGCUCAGAGGAGUUAUCACAAAGUGUCCGUAAUUUUAUGGCUAUGGAAUUUCUCAUUGUUCCUCCAAUUAUCAAUCCUUUGAUAUAUGGUUUCAAAUUGACACAAAUUAGAAACCGAAUUCAAAGUUUUAUGUGCAGGAAAAGUUCAGUCAUUAGACUGAAGUCAUGAGUCGGUCUGCACAAAAGAAAAUUCUAAUCGUACAUGCUUGUGAUUUGGGAGAAAUAUCUAAUACGUCUAGGAAUAUUGAUAAUCAUUAGACAAUGUGACAUGUACAGUAAAAAAAAAACAAAAAACGAGAAAGCAGUUUAUUGGGAACAAUCUGUCUCUCAGGCAUACAAAUUAGGUUAACCAACCAUCUGUGGCUUUCAAUAAAUCUGUACCUGAUCACAAAAACUGCUUUGUUUCACAUAGCAUUGCUCUUAAGCAAUUACACAGCACACAGUUAUUGUUUAGAAAAGAAUGGCUGCUGUUUUUGGUACCAUUUGUUAGUAAUCACACCACAGUCACAGUUAGUGUUAGCUAGCUGUUGUACAGACAGCAUUCAAAUACACUCUAAAGUAACUACCUGUGUGUGAACAUGCUGUCCGUGCAGUGCUUCCACACAGAGCACAGGUCAUCUUUGUAUGGUUUAUGAUUAGGCCGGAAAAAGCAUGGUGGCUCAGUCCUAAUAAAACACGCUUUAGAUGUGAGGCUUUAUUGAAGGCUUGCUCUAUGAGUUGAGCAUCAUAUUUUUUAGUUUCAAAGUUAAAUGAAACAACAUAUAGAAAAUAUUUAGUAAUAGGCUAUAGUCACAAAGCUCUCAUAUGUUACUCAGCAUGGUUUCAGGGUCAAAUUUAAUGUGUUAUGUGCUUUUUUAUUUUUUUUCAAUUUUAUUUAAUUUUUACAUUAAUAUUGUGAGACUGUAAAUUGUAAAUGUAAAGAUCAAUGGUUCUGUCAUUAAAAAAUGUGCAACCAUAAUGAAAGCUGGUAAAAGUAGCAGUUUUUGAUUUUUAAUAAUGCAUAAUGUUUCAGUAAUUACUAUGUUUGAUGUGUGCUCGUGUGAUUUUGCUGGUAAAUUUAAUCAUUAUUGUUACAGUUUUUACAUAUUGUGCAAGUCAUUGGGGACAAAAAGCUUCAUGAAGCAUAUGUACUGUAUAUCUUCCACUGUAAUCUGUGCAUCAAUGGACUUUAUGAGACAGCAGGCUUUCAUCCUAAAUUUUGUGCACUCUUCAGCUUGUGCUGACUUCUCCCUUCUAGCUAUAAUGGCCUAGGACAGAUAUGUGGCUAUACGUCGUCCUCUGGUGUAUCAUUCAGUGAUGAUGAAACAGAGUUUGUGUGUUUUUAUUUUUGCUUGACUUAUACCCAUUUUUUGGGGGGGUUCAUAGGUACAGUUACAAAAUAAACAUCGAGAUUAUGCGGCUCACACAUACCAAAAAUCUACUGUGUUAACUGGCAGAGUAGUUGUUCUGCCUCCAUAGCAAACAUUGCUUUUCCAGUUUUUAAUUAUAUUAGUCUUCUGGUCAUUUUGUUUUUAUUAUUUGAUCUUAUGUUUAUCUAAUUAUACAUGCCUACCAUUCAUUAUAAUUUCCCUGCAUUUCAAAGUUUACACUUUCCAUCUUGCAUCAAUAAACAGUUUUUUUUCUCCAGUGAUGGUCAUAAUGCACAAGAUGAUCAGAGCUGAGCCAGUCCACUAGGAUCCACAGAGGUAUUGGACAUAUUGUCAACCAACUUGAGACCCGAGGUUGUAAAACAGGUCUUCACCCGGACACAACUACAACCCUGAUUGCAAAAAAAUUG